This is a messenger RNA of Mesorhabditis spiculigera, 1338 nucleotides long. The record is from the annotation of a GenBank genome assembly. NCBI's taxonomy places the organism in Eukaryota, Metazoa, Nematoda, Chromadorea, Rhabditida, Rhabditidae.
AUGAGGAUGGCGGCGCUCCGCAGCGGGCUUCUAGACGUGUUAGUACACGGGGAAUGGCAUCGAUUGCUGGCCACGUUGGACCCGACGGCAAUCACACUACAGGCAAUCGAGGCCGAACAAGCCGGUGGUGACUUCGAGUCGGAGAAGCGGACGGUAAGAGUCGUCAAAUAUGACGGCAAUGGCCUUGGGGUCAGCAUCAAGGGCGGACGGGACAAUCACAUGCCGAUCAUUAUCAGUAAAAUCUUCAAAGGGAUGGCCGCCGACCAGACUGGGGAGCUUUUUGUUGGUGAUGCGAUAUUGGCGGUGAAUGGGGAGACGCUACAGGACGCCAGCCACGAUGAAGCGGUCCGAGCCCUGAAGCGAGCCGGAAGGGUGGUGGAUUUGCAUGUCCAAUACCGCAGAGAUGAGCUAUCGAGGCGCGAAAACGUCGUCGAACGCAUCGAAUGGGAUGACGAUCAAAGGGACCGGAUACGCGCCAUCGGCUUGAAAUUGGCGUACGUCUCCCGGGCUGGUUUUGACGCCGAUGCCGAGGGGCGGAUUUUCGAGAUGCGCAGCCCGUCCGGGCGGUACAGCUUGGCUUUUCGGUGUUCAUCUUCGGUGGAAGCUGACGCGUGGUUCGAGUCUAUUCAUAGCUGUACGCAGGCGCUGCUUACACAGGCUUUGGCUCAGGUAAAUCUCAUGUUGGGCGGGAACCCCCAGGUGAAAAUGAUGGGCUGGGCGUCGGAGCAGGUAGUGGAAGAGGGUAUGUCCGGGUGGCGGCCCGUCUUCAUCACGCUCACCCAAUCGGAGCUGCUCUUCUACGACGCCGUUCCGCAAAUGAAGGGCGAAUGGGCCGAACCUCGGAUAGCACAUCCGCUAGUGGCCACCAGGGUCGUUCAGACGACGUCCCGAACGGCCCCAGUUUUGAAAGGACUUUCGGACGUCAUCUCGCUGAGGUUACGGACUGGCACCCAAGAAGGCGUGCGCUCGCACAUUUUCCGCGUCGAGACCCAUGCGGAGUUGGCGCGGUGGGUGCGGUCGUUGGUGCUCGGGACGUAUGAGGCUUGCUCGGAGACGCAGCAGGUCUCCUGCCCCUGCCUUGUCCGAGGCGAGCCGGCCGAGCUCGUGCUCCACCUCGAGCAGGGCGUCUCCCUGCUCACCGAGGCCGGCGAGCUCCUCUGGGCGCAUCCGUUUGAGGCCAUACGAGCUACUGGUGACGACGGGGGCCGCUUCUUGUGGAUGGACUUCGGGAUGCCCGAGGGCGAGCAGGAAAUGGACCUGCUAACAUCCGCCAAGCCGGUCGUCUUCAUCCUCCAUUCAUUCCUCGCCACAAAAGUCUACCGUCUCGGCCUGUACGCC